This is a messenger RNA of Exaiptasia diaphana, 1702 nucleotides long. Its product is annotated as UBX domain-containing protein 11. NCBI's taxonomy places the organism in Eukaryota, Metazoa, Cnidaria, Anthozoa, Actiniaria, Aiptasiidae. The record is from RefSeq and is a predicted model, not a curated record. Gene Ontology annotation, biological process: proteasome-mediated ubiquitin-dependent protein catabolic process. Gene Ontology annotation, molecular function: ubiquitin binding. Bases 1 to 1164 code for a protein of 387 amino acids. The transcript is spliced from 12 exons.
AUGAUGAUACGCACACCGUCAGACAGUUGGUGURAUGUGUAUGAUAUUGCUUUCUUUUAUYAAGGUUAUAAUUCAGACACCAUUGGGGAUUUAGAACAGAAGUGUCACUCUCUCCAAACCCAAGUUCAUGAGAUGGAGGAAUUCCUGGCUGAUUAUGGACUAGUGUGGGUUGGUAACCAGUACAUAGAGAAUGAAUAUCAGCCUCUUGAUGAUGACGAGGGACCCGUUAAUGAUCAGAACAUCGUCAGUAAAAGUGGAAUGUGGAACCCAGUUGCAUCCGUCCCACAAGACACCUUACAAAUCAACUUUGAUCUUCUCAUCAAGAACAUCAAGGAGCUAAACAUACUGUCAGGGGAGGGGUGUGCAGUUGUUUCCAAGACCAAGGAUGGUGCAAGACUAAAAGUUCCAGAUCCAGUUCCUUUGACACUGUUUUCAAAUGGUAUAUUCAUGUUUGGUGGGCCAUUUCGACCAUAUUCUGACCCAACAACUCAGCAAUGUAUUCAAGAUAUUAUGGAUGGUUAUUUCCCUUCAGAACUACAGUCCAGGUUCCCUGAUGGUGUGCCCUUUGAUGUCUCUGAUAAAAGAGAGAUAGCAUAUCAAGAUAGAAGAACAGAAAUCCUCUUUCCUGGUGAAGGACAGAGUUUAUUGAAAGACUCACCAGAUGACAGAGAAACUGGGAAAGUCACCAGUGAAGUUCCAGGACCUAAGAGCUCAGUUGAGAAUUUUCUGUCAAGACUUCCACAAUCUGUGGUUAAGGCUGGCAAGAUUAUUGAUGUACGAUCUGGUAUAGAGCAAACAAUUAAGGGAAGUGAUGGACAGCCUUCAAGCGUAGUUGUAGUGAACACUCCUGCUCUGAAUGACAUCAAAACAAGGGCUGAGGAGAAUGAUAAGAGUAAAGAAAGACCAAAAACAGGAACAACUAAAGUAACGACCCUAAGAAUCAAAUCUGAGACAGGAGAAAAGACAUAUUUAGUAAAGAUGAGCUUUACUGAUACUAUUGCUGAUUUAAGAGAACAUCUAAAUGCUGUCAGGCCAAAAGGUGCUCCUGAUUACAAUAUCAAGUCCUCAUUUCCUAAUAAGGUGUACAGUGAUCUUAGUGCUACGUUGGUAGAGUGUGGGCUGGUACCCAAUGCUACUUUGCACUUGUUAAUCAAGAAGGCAUAGGUCAGGGAUUCUUAUGUAGUAUAUAGUUUAGAGACUGUUUAAAUUAUGUGCAUAUAAUCUCGGAGUUCCUGUGGAAAAUGCAACCAUUCUUGAGUGGGAGAAUCUACGUAGCACUCAGUUGAUGUAAUAUAUUCAUAAAGAUAUAAUACAAAACAAAACACAUAAUACAAUAGAACGAGAAACAAUGGAAUACAAUACAUUUUAUGAAUACAUUACAUCAACUGCGUGCUACGUAGGUCACCCCAUUCUUUGAGUAGCGCAUGGCCAGAAAUCUCUCGAGAGUAAAAAAGAAUAAAGCUUUUAUGUUGGGUGAAUGAGCAAGAGAGACUGAUGAGGAAUCCUUGAAAUUUCAUCCAACAUGGCGGAUAUUACACAUCUUGUACAACAAGUUGUCAUAAUGUAUCAUGGCAAUCUAAACUUUUUAAUUUUUUUGCAUUUAAACUAUUUUGUACAUGUUCAUUGUAAACCGUUGCAGCGAAAAGAUAAUAUUGAUGAUAAUAAUUUCGUAUUAACAUCAUUAAAUAACAUAACAAAGCUC